This is a messenger RNA of Mercurialis annua (annual mercury), 1516 nucleotides long. RefSeq lists its product as uncharacterized. The record is from RefSeq and is a predicted model, not a curated record. Bases 1 to 1242 code for a protein of 413 amino acids. The transcript has 3 exons. NCBI's taxonomy places the organism in Eukaryota, Viridiplantae, Streptophyta, Magnoliopsida, Malpighiales, Euphorbiaceae.
AUGGUAGCUUUAUUGCCAAUUGCAAUAUUUUUGGAACUAACAAGUAGUAGUGUGGAAAAAGAUGGUCGGUUCGGGCUGUACCCACCACCACCACCGCUUCCCCACCGUUACUCCAUAUCCAUCCACACUAAUAAUCCUCUCCAUUUCCCAAAGGUAAGCAAACAAAAAAAAAUGGGUUUACUCUCACUCUCAUCACUUCAAAUUGUAUUCAUUUCCAGUGGAAUCUUAUCGCUGGCUUUGCUUUUUAGAGUAACGGCGCCGUUAGUUAUGGAUUUCUCCGUUAACUAUCAAGCUCUGAAUUUAUGGAGUUCGUUCUGUUCGUGGCUUAAACCACCGUAUCUUUACGUUGUUCUUAACUGUAUAAUCAUCACCAUUGCUGCUUCUUCAAGGUUUCAUCAUAGCCAUGGAGACGAUCAAGAUCAGCACCGGCAGCAGGAGAAAGUACCUACUCCGGAGAUUACUGUAAAUGAAACGGAUCUUCAGUUUCAUGACUACGAUAUGAAGAUUUCUACUACGGCGGCGGCGGUGGCGGAAGAGAUUAGAUCUGAUUACGGCGGUUUAGGUCUGGAGCUGACUGAGGCGCUGCCGGAAGUUUACGAGAAACGAGAGAUGGAGGAGAUGGUUAUUGCUAGCGUUUUUGAAGAUAAGCGGACUGUUUUUGUGGCGGAGAACAGUGUUAAGAAAGAAGAUGAAUAUGACUUUACAAUCUCUCAAUCUACGUGGAUUCCUUCGAAGAAGAUUCAGUCAUCGGAAAAUCUGCCUGAGCUUCUUAUUCCGGCUGAGAAACCUCUCGUUUCUUCUCGUUUCGGUCAUCGGAAACCUGUCAAAGGCAGUCCUGAAGGUGGAAGAGCGUUGAGAGUGGCCAAGCCAAAACGGCAGGAGACGUUAGAAAACACGUGGAAAACGAUAACGGAAGGAAGAGCAAUGCCGUUAACUAGGCACUUGAAAAAAUCAGACACGUUUGAUUAUGGCCGUCCGGUUAACGGAUCUGAUUUGAACUCACAUGCACCGAAGAAAUCAGAGACGUUCAAGGAUAGAACCAAUUAUCAGGCGACACCUGUCAACAACGGAUACUCUUCUUCCGGUGGUGAUGGUAAGCUGAAAAAAGAGCCGUCACUGGGUCAGGACGAGUUGAACAGACGAGUUGAAGCGUUUAUUAAUAAGUUUAACGAGGAGAUGAGAAUGCAGAGGCAAGAGUCUUUGAAUCAGUAUAAGGAAAUGAUUAGCCGUGGAAGCCAUUAAUUUGAUUAGUUAAUCUUAAAUUAUUUGAAAUAUAGUUUUUUUUUUCUUUUUUAAAACAAACUGAAAAGAAAAUUAUUUGAUGAAUUUGUUUUGUUAAUUUGCUUUUGGAAAAUUAGUUUGAUGGGCCUUAGGAGUGAGAUGGGCUUUUAGAUGUGGGACGGACUUUUGUUAUACAAAUAGAAAUAGAUAUUCUAUUUUAUUAAUCAUAAGUGUCUGUAAAGAAAAACAUAUUUGGAUUCAAUUUUUUCAUAUUUAAUGAAUAGUUUAAGUGAAA